Aethina tumida (small hive beetle) is the source of this 1151-nucleotide messenger RNA. Its product is annotated as carbonyl reductase [NADPH] 1. Bases 260 to 1108 code for a protein of 282 amino acids. The record is from RefSeq and is a predicted model, not a curated record. Gene Ontology annotation, molecular function: carbonyl reductase (NADPH) activity. NCBI's taxonomy places the organism in Eukaryota, Metazoa, Arthropoda, Insecta, Coleoptera, Nitidulidae. The transcript has 4 exons.
AAUUAUUAAUACUUUUUGUGAACCAUAGGUGUUGUAAUUAUGUAUACUAUAUACACAAUAAGAUUUUCAUUUAUUUCAAACGAUUACGAAUUACCAUUUCAUGAAUUUUGUUUUCACUUUAAUGUUAUCGUUAGAUAGAAAAUGGAAAAUAAAUAACUAAUGAUUACAAAUAAUAACAGGAAAUAAAAGAUAUCUGUAUAAUAUAAAUAUGUGUUUUGAAUAUAGUACAAUACAAAUUUGAGUUUACUCCAAAAUAAGGAUGUCAGAAAGUCAAAAAGUAGCCGUGGUCACUGGUGCCAAUAAAGGAAUAGGCUAUGAAAUUGUAAAAGGCCUAUGCAAAAAGUUUAAUGGAGUGGUAUAUUUAACGGCGAGAAAUGCAGCUAAAGGGGAAUCAGCAGUCCAACAAUUAAAACUAGAGGGACUAAAUCCAAAAUUUCAUCAACUGGACAUAACAAGUCAGGAUAGUGUGGACACUUUUAAAGAAUACAUAAAAACAACAUACGGAGGUCUAGAUCUUCUAGUAAACAAUGCUGCAAUAUGUUAUUUGAAAACUGCCACUGAACCUUUUGGAGAACAAGCUGAAAAUACUUUCGCAGUAAAUUACUUCGGAACGUUGAGAUUGUGCGAUGCUUUAUUCCCACUGCUUAGAAACAACGCCAAGGUUGUGAAUGUGUCUAGUUCAGCUGGUCAUUUAACAAGGAUUCCUUCCGACAGAAGAAAAGCUGAUUUAGGAGACCCAACGCUUACAGUGGAAAAAUUAAAUGCCUUAGUCAAACAAUUUCUGAAGGAUGCCAAAAAUGGUAAGAAUGUAGAAGAAGGAUGGGGCAACAAUUCCUACGCUGUAUCCAAAGUUUCCUUGACGGCUUUAACCUUUAUCCAACAACGUAGUUUCAACAGUGAGGUUCCCAACCGUAACAUAUCUGUAAAUGCAGUUCAUCCAGGAUAUAUUAACACCGAUAUAAAUGGUCAUCACGGUCCUCAUUCGGCAAGCAAGGGAGCUGAAGCUCCGCUUUUCGUGGCUCUUGAGGCAGAUUUUAAGGGAAAAUAUGUGUGGUCCGAUUCCAAAGUUUUGGACUGGUACUCCAAAACUGCCCCAAGAAAUGUUUAAAAUUAUAAAAUGAAAUGAAUGUUAUUAAUAAAGUUUUAAUCUA